GGUAGGCCGGACUAUGGAGGAACCUGCCAUGCCUCAUGAUUCAGCAGAGGACUUAGUUCACUUCAACGUUGGGGGCUGGCAUUUCUCAGUGCCCAGAAGCAAGCUUGCUCAGUUUCCUGACUCCCUGUUGUGGAAAGAGGCUUUGGCCUUGACUGCUUCUGACAGACAGCGGCUCUUCAUCGACAGGGAUGGCUCCACAUUUAGACACGUGCACUACUACCUCUACACCUCCAAACUCUCCUUUUCCAGUUGCGCAGAGCUGAACUUGCUGUAUGAGCAAGCACUAGGUUUGCAGCUGAUGCCGUUAUUACAGACCCUGGACCACCUGAAGGAAGGAAAACACCACCUCCGUGCGCGGCCUGCAGACGUCCCCGUCGCUGAGAGAGCAUCUUUGAACUACUGGCGUACGUGGAAAUGUAUCAGCAAACCCUCAGAAUUUCCUAUUAAAAGCCCAGCCUUCACAGGCCUGCACGAUAAGGCGCCCUUGGGGCUCAUGGACACGCCGCUUCUAGAUACAGAAGAGGAGGUUCACUACUACUUCCUGCCCCUCCACCUGGUGGCCAAGUACCCGAGCCUGGUGACCGAGGACAACCUGCUGUGGCUGGCUGAGACCGUGGCCCUGAUCGAGUGCGAGUGCGGCGACUUCCGCUUCAUCGUGAAUUGUCUCCGCUCUCAGAAGCUUUUACUCCCAGAUAACUUCUCCAACAUAGACGUAUUAGAAGCAGAAGUGGAGCUUCUAGAAAUCCCCGAGCUCGCGGAAGCCGUGAAAUUGUACCGCAUGAACAUGGGUGGCUGUUCCCGGGCCUCCUGCCCUCCCUCGAGCCCUGGGAAAGGCAGCCGUGCAGCAGGCCCACAGGCCGCGAAGCCCCUCUACGUGAUGGCCCUCGGUCUGCUGGUCAAGUACCCGGACUCGGCGCUGGGGCAGCUGCGCGUGGAGAGCACGUUGGACGGGAGCCACCUGUUCAUCACAGGCAACGGGGUCCUCUUCCAGCAUGUGAAAAACUGGCUGGGGACUUGCCGGCUGCCCCUGACGGAGACCAUUUCUGAGGUGUAUGAGCUCUGUGCCUUCCUGGACAAGAGGGACAUCACCUACGAGCCCAUGAAGGUGGCUCUGAAGACCCACCUGGAACCCAGGGCUUUGGCCCCCACAGGUGUGCUCAAUGAGGAGUGGACAGCCGACAUCACCGUACAUUCGCCCCAGCAGAUCAUCAGGGUUUACGUCGGGAGCCACUGGUAUGCCACCACGCUGCAGACCCUGCUGAAGUAUCCAGAACUGCUGUCCAACUCGCAGAGGAUGUACUGGAUCGCCUACGGCCAGACCCUGCUGGUCCACGGUGACGGACAGAUGUUCCGGCACGUCCUCAACUUCCUGAGGCUGGGAAAACUCUUCUUACCGUCUGAAUUUAAGGAAUGGCCCCUCUUCUGCCAGGAGGUGGAGGAAUACCAGAUCCCAGCCCUCUCAGAAGCCCUGGGCCAAUGUGAGGCGUACAAGUCUUGGACCCAGGAGAAGGAAUCUGAGCAUACAGGGGCUUUCCCCAUCAGGAGGCUGCAUGUGGUGACGGAAGGACCUGGGUCCCUGGUGGAGUUUAGCAGAGAAGCCAAAGAGAUGACAGCCUGCUUGCCUGUGGAGUUCCAGGACUGCGGUGACAGGGCCCCGUGGAACAAGGCCAAGGGGGCCCUGACCCGAUCCAGCCUGGUGGAGGGGGCUGGUGUCCUGUGCCGGGGUGCCAAGAGGGCCGGCAACCCCAGCACCUACGCACACUGCCCUGGUCUGUGUGCCAAUCCCAGACACUGGGGGUGCCACCCUGAGAGCCCCCCCAAGAAGAAGAGUGCCACAGUGACCCUCAUGCAGAAACCCGAAGCCAAAGACCCCCCUGUCACACCCAUGCAGAAGCUCAUCUCCCUGGUGAGGGAGUGGGACAUGGCCAACUGCAAGCAGUGGGAGUUCCAGCCACAGGCAGUCCCCCGCAGCAACUCAGAGGGGGAGGCCACCCUGCAGCUCCCCACCAGAAGUGGGGCUGCUUCCCAGCCCAGCACCUCAGCCACCUGGAAAGCUCAACCCCCAGCCUUGGAAAAAGACCCCAGUCCCCAGGCAGGGGCCAAAGACAAGGGAUCAGAGCCAGCCUUUAAGUCAUACUUGCCCGCGAGAAGAGCUAUCCCCCUGAAAGACUGGGGCAAGCAGAGGCCCAAGGAGAGGGAAAGCCCUGCUCAUGAGCAGCCUCUGCCUAAGGUGCCUGAGGUGGACAACAUGGGGGUCAUUCUCAAAGUGACCCACCCCCCUGUGGUGGGCAGCGAUGGCUCCUGCAUGUUCUUCGAGGACAGUAUCGUGUUCACCACGCAGAUAGACCAUCUCAGGAACAUGCCACCCACAGCCAGCCCCCAACCCCGAGAUGUGACAUUCUUGAGUUUCUCUCUGUCUUGGGAGGAGAUGUUUUAUGCACAGAAGUGUCACCGCUUCCUGACUGACAUCAUCCUAGAUUCCAUCAGGCAAAAGGACCCCAAAGUUGUCACGGCCAAGGUGGUGUCCCUGGCCAACCGCCUGUGGAGCCUACACAUGAGCCCGAAGCAGUUCGUGGUGGACCUGCUGGCCAUCGCCGGCUUCAAGGAUGACCAGCACACCCAGGAGCGCCUGUAUAGCUGGGUGGAGCUCACGCUGCCUUUUGCCCAGAAAUACGGCCGCUGUGUGGACCUGCUCAUCCAGAGGGGCCUGUCUCGGUCUGUCUCCUACUCCAUCCUGAGCAAGUACCUACAAGAGGGCUAGAUGCCGGCCCUGCAGACAGCCCCCCUCUCCCCCUACGGGCCCUUCCUUUUAACCGCCCACAAAGCAUGUGAACGCCCCAAGGUGCACAUCAACCUACUUUUUAUUGUAAACAAAUAAAAGAGUUAACCACAA
This is a messenger RNA of Echinops telfairi (small Madagascar hedgehog), 2893 nucleotides long. It is a transcript of the gene KCTD19, whose product is annotated as potassium channel tetramerization domain containing 19. The record is from RefSeq and is a predicted model, not a curated record. Bases 14 to 2761 code for a protein of 915 amino acids. Lineage: Eukaryota; Metazoa; Chordata; Mammalia; Afrosoricida; Tenrecidae. Gene Ontology annotation, biological process: protein homooligomerization. The transcript is spliced from 16 exons.